AUGAGACCCGUCGGAAAUGUGAAUGUUCCUGCCAAUUGUAAGGAGAGGUAUUUCCUACAAAAUAAUGGUUGUUGGGAUGAAGAGAAGCUUAAUACGUGUUUUAGCCACGAUGACAUCUCUAACAUUUUGAAAAUCCCCAUGAGUAGGAAUCUGCCGCCGAAUAAACUAUUCUGGACGCUCACUAAAAAUGGAUUUUACUCAGUCAAAUCCGGUUAUCAUCAAGCUUGUAAAUCCUUGAGCAGGAAUCAGACUUCCUCUUCCUCAAGUAGAGCGUGUGACAUUUUGUGGUUGAAGAAUUCCUGCAGCCUCAAAGAUUUGCCCGAGAUGCGGGACUGUCGAAGAAACUCAGCUCUAUGCUCUAAAGGAAUGCAAUGUUGUUGGGGGCUAUGGCUGUUGUCACCUUUGAAUACCAGAGUAGACCUGUUUGUUUGCAGCAACAUGACAGAAUGGUUACAUCAUAUUUUUAACUCCUUGAAGGAUGACGUUUUGCACGUCUUGAUUUUAAGUUUAUGGACCGUUUGGACUAACAGAAACAACCUCAUCUUUGGUAAUUGCAAAUUCCACUCGAAGCUCUAUUUUGCCAUGCUAUUCCCAUGCAACGAUGGUUCAGCUUCUGAUCGUAUAUCCAAAGCUAUCCAGCCUGCUGUUGACUUGUGUUGGAAACCUCCUCCAGUGAACUCGAUUAAGAUAAACAUUGAUGCAGCUAUUUCUUCCAGAAUUAACCUAGUAGUGGUGAGCGUGGUGUGUAGGAGCUCUUCUGGUGCAGUCAUCAGGCGGGGUCUUAAGGUGAUGAACUGUUUAACUGAGGUGGAUACAGCUGAAGCACAAGCUCUUCUUUUUGGUGUACUCAAAAUUCUGAAACCUGAUGAAUCCAUUGAUCCCAUCCAGCUGAUUACCGACGAUUGUGUUGCUCUUAUGACUGAUCGGAGGGUUCAUUUUCAGCAUGUUCGAAACCAGUGUAAUCAAGUUGCACAUGCCUUAGCUAAAUGGAGUAUUUGUAUCGGUAAAGAUUGUAUAAUUGACGAUAACUUUCCGUUCUCGGUCAAUGAACUUGUUAAUUCCUUUUGA
This is a messenger RNA of Mercurialis annua (annual mercury), 1068 nucleotides long. RefSeq lists its product as uncharacterized. NCBI's taxonomy places the organism in Eukaryota, Viridiplantae, Streptophyta, Magnoliopsida, Malpighiales, Euphorbiaceae. The record is from RefSeq and is a predicted model, not a curated record. The transcript has 3 exons. Bases 1 to 1068 code for a protein of 355 amino acids.